GAUCUCACACUGGACCCAAACACAGCACACACACACCUCUCUCUGUCUGAGGGGAACAGAAAGGUGACAUGGAGAGAGAAUCAGUCGUAUCCUAAACAUCCAGAGAGAUUUGAUGGCUGGUAUCAGGUCAUGUGUAGAGAGAGUCUGACUGGACGCUGUUACUGGGAGACUGAGUGGAGUGGACGUGCUGAUAUAUCAGUGACAUAUAAAGGAAUCAGGAGGAAAGGAGAGAGUUAUGACUGUAGGUUUGGAAACAAUGAAAAGUCCUGGAGUCUGUGGUGCUUUGGUAACAGAUACUCUGCCUGUCACAAUAAACAGGUCACUGUCAUACCUGCCCCCCCCUCACACACACACAGAGUAGGAGUGUAUCUGGACUGGUCGUCUGGAACUGUGUCCUUCUACAAGGUCUCCUCUGACACACACACACUCACACACAUACACACAUUCCGCUCCACAUUCACUGAGCCCCUCUAUGCAGGAUGA
Molecule: messenger RNA, 483 nt
Organism: Chanos chanos (milkfish)
Lineage: Eukaryota; Metazoa; Chordata; Actinopteri; Gonorynchiformes; Chanidae
Product: stonustoxin subunit beta-like
Exons: 2
Molecular function (GO): protein binding
Source: RefSeq, a predicted model, not a curated record